Messenger RNA from Candoia aspera, 3681 nucleotides. It is a transcript of the gene SRRM1, whose product is annotated as serine and arginine repetitive matrix 1. Lineage: Eukaryota; Metazoa; Chordata; Lepidosauria; Squamata; Candoiidae. Gene Ontology annotation, cellular component: spliceosomal complex. Gene Ontology annotation, biological process: regulation of mRNA splicing, via spliceosome; mRNA processing. The record is from RefSeq and is a predicted model, not a curated record. The transcript has 17 exons. Gene Ontology annotation, molecular function: RNA binding. Bases 84 to 2756 code for a protein of 890 amino acids.
GCGCCUGCGCGCGCCUUCCCUUGCCGCGGUGCACGCCGGUGCACGCCAGCCGCGCUCUCUAAGGCCAGGCAGGAGGAGUCAAGAUGGACGCAGGCUUUUUCCGCGGUACAAGUGCAGAACAGGACAACCGCUUCAGCAACAAACAGAAGAAGCUACUAAAGCAACUGAAAUUUGCAGAAUGCCUCGAAAAGAAAGUGGACAUGAGCAAAGUAAACCUGGAAGUAAUCAAGCCAUGGAUAACAAAGAGAGUAACGGAAAUCCUUGGAUUUGAAGAUGAUGUAGUAAUUGAAUUUAUAUUCAAUCAAUUGGAAGUGAAGAAUCCUGAUUCCAAAAUGAUGCAAAUCAACUUGACUGGAUUUUUGAAUGGGAAAAACGCAAGAGAAUUCAUGGGAGAACUAUGGCCGCUGCUGUUAAGUGCACAAGAAAACAUUGCUGGUAUUCCAUCGGCUUUUCUGGAGCUGAAGAAAGAAGAAAUAAAACAGCGACAGAUUGAGCAGGAAAAAUUGGCUUCCAUGAAGAAACAAGACGAAGACAAGGAUAAACGAGACAAAGAAGAUAAAGAGAACAGAGAAAAGCAGGACCGCUCUCGGAGCCCUAGAAGGCGCAAGUCAAGAUCUCCUUCCCCUAGAAGACGCUCAUCUCCUGUUAGGAAAGAGAGGAAGCAUAGCCAUUCGCGGUCACCCCACCACACGGCCAAAAGUCGCAGCAUUACUCCUGCGCCAGAAAAGAAAGAGGAGACUCCCGAACCGGAAUCUUCAGUCAAAGUGAAAGAAACGUUGAUCCAGGAGGCCACAUCUACCAGUGAUAUCUUGAAAAUCCCUAAAAUUGAGCCCCUGCCAGAUACUAAGGAAACAUCUCCAGAAAGAGUUCCAAAAAAAGAAAGGGAAAAAGAAAAGGAGAAGGCUCGUCCAAGAUCUCCAUCUCGAUCCAGGUCAAGGUCAAAGUCUCGAUCACGUUCCCCAUCUCAUUCGAGACCAAGAAGACGUCAUAGAACACGAUCCAGAUCUUACUCACCAAGGAGGCGGCCUAGCCCAAGAAGGCGCCCGUCUCCUCGGAGAAGAACCCCACCAAGACGUAUUCCACCUCCACCGAGGCAUAGAAGAAGCAGAUCUCCUGUGAGACGGAGGAGGAGAUCGUCAGCAUCAUUAUCAGGAAGUAGUUCAUCCUCAUCGUCAUCACGUUCUCGAUCUCCCCCAAAGAAGCCACCUAAGAGAGUGGUCUCUAGCCCUCCUCGGAAAACACGCAGGCUUUCUCCUUCCACGAGCCCCCCAAGGCGAAGGCACCGACCCUCCCCGCCUCUCAGCCCUCCCCCCAAACCACGCAGAUCUCCCACGCCACAGCAGUCUAAUCGUACAAGAAAAGCGCGAAGCUCCGUUUCUCCCAAUAGGGCUUCAGCACCUAAACAUAAAAGUACUGAAAAGAGGGAAUCUCCUUCGCCUGCACCAAAAACAAGAAAAGUAGAAUUGUCAGAAUCGGAAGAAGACAAAGGUGGUAAAAUGGCAGCUGCAGACUCCGUGCAACAAAGACGACAGUACAGAAGGCAGAACCAGCAGUCUUCAUCGGAUUCUGGUUCAUCAUCAUCUUCUGAAGAGGAACGGCCGAAAAAAUCAAACGUGAAGAAUGGUGAAGUGGGUAGACGACGGCGGCACUCACAUUCCCGCAGCCCAUCUCCAUCUCCACGAAAGUGGCAGAAAGAAUCUUCUCCUCGCAGGAGGAGGCGAAGUCCCUCGCCACCACCGGCCAGAAGACGGCGGUCCCCUUCUCCCGCCCCCCCUCCAAGGCGUCGCAGGUCACCGACACCCCCACGACGAAGGUCUCCUUCGCCACCCCCUCGCCGGCAUUCUCCCACGCCCAGAAGAUACUCUCCCCCCAUACAGAGGAGGUACUCCCCCUCCCCUCCUCCAAAGAGGCGGACGGCGUCGCCCCCUCCCAAAAGAAGGGCUUCUCCUUCCCCGCAGCCCAAGCUCCGAGUCUCCCACUCGCCACCACCCAAACAGAGAAGCCCCGCCCCUGUGAAGAGACGUUCGCCAUCCGCGUCUUCCAAGCACAGGAGAAGCUCCCCCCCCAGCAGGCCCAGCCGUGAGACCCGCUCCCCGCUGCAGAACAAGCGGCAUUCGCCGUCCCCCCAGCCCAGGCUGUCCCGGACCUCUGCGAGCCCCCCGCUGUUGCUCAGGGGCCCUUCUUCGUCACCUCAGCGCAAGCAGUCGCCAUCUCCAAGCUCCAGACCCAUCAGGAGAGUCUCGAGGACUCCGGAGCCCAAGAAGCCCAAGAAGGCUUCCCCACCGAGCCCCCAUUCUGUGAGAAGGGGGUCAUCGUCUAGGUCAGCUUCAGCGUCCCCUGAGCCGCUGCCCAAGAAACAUCCGGCACCUCCGUCUCCUGCCCGGUCCGCCUCGCCUUCUGCUCACUGGUCACCAGCAGCCCCUGCAAAGAAGGCCAAGAGUCCGACGCCAAGCCCAUCACCAGUGCGAAAUUCUGACCAGGAAGGAGGUGGUAAGAAGAAGAAGAAGAAGAAGGAUAAGAAGCAUAAGAAGGAUAAGAAGCAUAAGAAGCACAAAAAGCAUAAGAAAGAAAAGGCUGCUGUCGCUGCGGCAAUGGCUGUUUUCACAGCGACUGCAGAGGAAGAUCAAGGAAAAAACAUAGAACCCAAAAAGGAGACCGAGAGUGAGGCAGAAGAUAACCUGGAUGACUUGGAAAAGCACCUGCGUGAGAAGGCUCUGAGGUCAAUGAGGAAGGCGCAGGCAUCUCCUCCGUCUUAGGACGAAGCAGCGUUUUGAUUUCAUGCAAAUUUUAUUUGGUUUAUACUCAGAUUUCAAUUUCAAAUUGCUAAAAUGUGUUUGAGCUUUAGACUUUAACAUUGGUUGUAAUAAUUGCUAGGUUAAAGUUCACCAUGUUUAUUAAGAAACAACAAAAGAAGGGGGGGCAUGGAUCUUCAUUACAGAAAAACAUUCAUGGUGUACUAGUGACCUCCCUCGACAGUUGACAUGAUUCCACUAGAAUUUUCUUGCGCAGCCAGGAUUUCUUCCCUCCACCCCACCCCUGUUCCUGUUCAAUGGUUUUAAAACAGGCCUGGCAAACGCCACAGUUCCUCUAAAAUGUCAUAGUACAAAUGCUUACGAUGUUUCUAUUGUAAAUUCUUGCUCCAGAUCGUUUGUGGUUUGUAGGCAUGGGGAAGCCACUGUUGUCAGAGAAUUAUGUAGGAACAUUUGCCAAACACCCAGGUUUCUCAGUGUUUCCCAUGAAAUCUAUGUUUAAAAUUGGCAUAAUGUUUGUGGAUGGUGCCUCCUUUAUAAACUUGAUUGGCAGAAGGCAGUGGGUUCAUUAUAGUAUGAUAGACUUAUUUGGAACACUGGAUUUUUAAUUUCUACCUUUAUUUUCCCCUCUCCUAUCCCUUUUACCUUCCCUUUUUAAAAAAUACAGUUCCUGUGAUCAGCAGUCUCAGCCAAAUUUGGCAUAAAUUUUUGUUUUGUGGAAUGUUGUUGCCCCAUUCAUAGUUUUCUUUUGUCUUGUUGAAGUCCUUUGGAAUAGUAUGUAACUUUCAGAGUUGUGGUUUCUGAAAACCUGAAGGACCUGAACUUUGGAUAUUGUCAUGUUCACAUUGGGGGUUUUGUUUUGUUUCUGUUUUUUUAAACUAAAGCUAUUAUAAAGCUUGUGUAUUAAACAAAAUAAAUUUCUAAAUUUAAA